GUGAUUUUUUAAAAAAAAAUUCUUCUUCCUCGUCGAGUAUUUGUGUAGGUAUUCAGUUGUCAACUGUGUUUUGUUCGUGUUUAUAGUGUGAAUUUUAUCGCAAUUUUGAACCGGUUUAAAUUCAGUUAUUUGUAGAUUUAGAUUCAAAGUGUUUUCUUCGGUGUACCGAUAAUAAAAUUCUAUAAAUAAACAUGGCCACUCAACUGGAUAAAUAUUUUAGCGACGUGAAAAUACCCAACAGUAUAACCAAAGCGGACAUAAAAUCCAUCAAAGACUGGUUGAGUAAACAACGUCAUUUACCAGAAUUGUCAGAUCGUCAAAUCGCAAUCUUCAUUCACAGCUGCUUCGGAGCGUUGGAAUUGACGAAAAAUACCAUCGAGUCGUAUUACACCAUAAGGACUCAUGCUCCUGAAUUGUUCAAUGGAAGGAAUGCCAAAGAAGUGGCUGAAACUAAUAACGUUAUAAUAGCCACCGUAUUACCCGAUCUAUCCGUGGAAAAAGAUAACCUCAUUUUGGCCGGAUUUUACGACGAAAAUCCUGAAAAAUUUAACGUACAGAAGGCUGUUCGAUUAUUCUUCUCGAUAUGGGAUCUCGAAGGAAACCUGAUCCCUGAUGCAACAGGAUGGAGAGUUAUCAUAAGUGCGAAAGGAUUUUCGCUCGGGCAUUUCACUAGGAUAACCACUAACAUGGGUAUCGUCAGGAAGGUCAUUUGUUACCUUCAAGAUGGAUUGCCAUUACGAUUAAAAGGUAUUCAUAUCUUUAACGCGAUCCCAUUGGUUAACCAGUUCUUAGCUGUUGUCAAACCUAUCAUGAAGAAGGAAUUAUACCAAUUGAUCAAAGUACAUCCAACCAAUAACAUCGAGUCUUUGUACGAUUACGUUCCUAAGGAUUCCCUUCCAACAAAUUUCGGAGGAAAAGCUCCCUCACUUGAUGAAUUAAUCAAGCUUAGCAACGAAAAGAUGAAAAAAUACGAACCGUGGUUCGCAGACGAUGAAAAGCUCGCUCGUGUGGAUGAGUCACAACGAACCGGCAAACCGAAAAAUUCCGGAGAUAUUUUUGGAUUCGAUGGAUCUUUCAAGAAACUUGAUUUCGAUUAAAUUUCCAUUCCACCGUAAACGUGUUUGAUUUAAUUAAUUACGAGUAAACUUAGGUGCAUUUAAUUGUAGCGUAUAUUUUAAGACGAUGGUUUCAUGUUUGAUGUUCUCAAAUAUAUUAUUUCAUGUGUAAA
Molecule: messenger RNA, 1228 nt
Organism: Planococcus citri (citrus mealybug)
Lineage: Eukaryota; Metazoa; Arthropoda; Insecta; Hemiptera; Pseudococcidae
Product: alpha-tocopherol transfer protein-like
Exons: 7
Coding region: 192-1097 (301 amino acids)
Cellular component (GO): membrane
Molecular function (GO): phosphatidylinositol bisphosphate binding
Source: RefSeq, a predicted model, not a curated record